Messenger RNA from Coregonus clupeaformis (lake whitefish), 3529 nucleotides. RefSeq names its product protein FAM163A-like. NCBI's taxonomy places the organism in Eukaryota, Metazoa, Chordata, Actinopteri, Salmoniformes, Salmonidae. The transcript has 5 exons. The coding region runs from base 809 to 1297 and encodes 162 amino acids. The record is from RefSeq and is a predicted model, not a curated record.
UAGGGUGGCGCCUCACAUUUGUCCUGUGCAGUUUGUGACGAAUCCUCUUUUAUUUGCACCUCUAGCUAGGGUCGUUGUAGUGGUCUCUCUCUCACCAAUCUAGCCAUUCACUCAUCCAUUCUUAACUUGUUGGAUUGGAUAUCUUCAUUUCCACCUUCUGGACUACUGAGUUUCUUUGCGCAGAGAAGAUAAGAGGUUUCCGUGAAUGAAAUUAGCUUUAAGGGCGUAAUAUUGUUAGUUCCAUCAUUCUUUCCAACCAAUAAUUUGAUGCGCAUCGAUUAUUUGCCUUUCACAAAUUCGAGUGCGGGUAUUUCUUCCAUAUAUUUUUCGUGAGUAAACUAAGUAAUCGUGACGAUACCGCUUUCUCACUGGAUGAUAGUAGCUAUUCCUAUACUCUGACCUCUAUUGAACGUAGCCUACUAUCCAUCACCAAGACUGUUGCGUUCUUCCAGAGACACCACACGGUGCAGGCUACUCAUCGGAUGACAGUCCGCCGCAAUCCGUAGCCAAUCAAGUGCUCUCUUUUAUUUUCGGGAAUGCAAUAACGUUUUGGGGUGCCUUUGAUCGUGGUAAAACUCAAGAGGAAUACCGCAAGUUGAGGAAACGAACAAUGUAACACCCACAGUGCCCGACAAGGCUUAGUUUGGUUUGGUCUCGAGACGACGACGCUGUGUAUCUGUCCAUCUGUCCAUCAUCGUCUCCUCCCACCUGUGAUCUGCUGCCCUGGGGUUUCCUCUCCUGCCCUCAGAACACUCUUCUGAUGUUUUAAAGCACACUUUGCUGAACAAUUUGAUGGAGAGCUGGUCGGAUGACAGCUGGAACUGUUGUCAUAACCGGAGGAAUUCUCGCCACGGUGAUACUCUUGUGUAUCAUAGCAGUGCUUUGUUACUGUAGACUCCAGUAUUACUGCUGUAAGAAGAAUGGGUCAGAAGGGGACACCAGCUCCGUCACGCAGCCCCACUUUGCCUGCAACGCAUGCAGUGCUCCCGGGGUGGACGGGGCGGCCAUCACUCCCCUCUCCCUCUCCCCGGAACCCCCUGCCUCCCACGCCACGGGCCCCCCCAGUAACUACUGUCCCACCUGUUCGCCCUACGAAUCGCCCUUCUACAUCCGCACCACCGACGAGAUGCGCAACGGCGGUGAGCGCAUCACAUACAUGCCCACGCACUAUGAGAACCCAGCGCUGGCUCUCGCCCUGCCCUCCCUGCACGGCUCCCUGUUGAGCACCGGCCAGCAUCGCAGCAACCCAGCACCGGAUUUCUACACCAACACUCGCACUAUAAGUACAGACGUGUGACCCACUUUCUAUGUCCUGGUGGCUCAAUUGGUUGGUGCGUGGUGUUUUCUACUGCAGGGUUGUGAGCUCAAUCCCUGCAUAGGCCAUGCACUGUACACAGAAUAUUUGUUCAUUGUUGCUUUGGAUAAAAGAGACUGGUAAAUGACUAUGUUUUUAUGAGGGUGGUCUCUGGUAGCCACUGUGUCUCUCUGCUGACAACUACAGAGAAGAGGAUGAAAAAGGAGCAUUGACAGACAACAUGAAGCGUUGACCUUUUGACCUGGUCAUGCACUUCCUGGUUCUUUCUCCCUACACUGUGUCAGCUAGCUUCCAGCUGGAUUCGAGUACACUAAAACAGUAUUGUUUUUUAAACAGAGGCAGCUAUCAUGUUGGUUGCUGUUUAAUUAAAAACUAGACUCCUGUAAUACAGAGGCAGGGAGCAUCCCUUAGUGUUCAAUAGACCAAGACCUAUACACUGUCUGGCGAGGUAGUGUGGGGGAUUCCAAUCUUCACUGUUCGAAGGCUAUCUAUAUCAUGGUUGUACCUGGACCUACUCUUGCCAUUUCCCUGUAUCUGCCUAAAGAGAUUCUGUUGUUUGAUUCUGAAUUACAAAUGAAAGCAAUUAGCAUUUUCAAGCGAAAGUAAUCAGAAGAAGAUGAACAAUGAGUAAUGUAGCAAAAAUAGUGAAGAGACCCUAACUACUUCAGAGCUUUCUCUAUGCAAGUUCUAUGCACGCAAAACCCGAAAUGGUUGGAGAGAAAAGCUUAACAAUGCAGCUGUCCACCUUCUUUGUUUUUUUUCUCCAAAUGUUUGUCAUAUGUAACUGUAACUAUUGAAAGACUGUUGUCUAUUGUUUUCUGUUAUUGAAAGAGGUAUGUAGCCUACCAUGGCUACUUUUGAGACGAUGGAAUUUGAUCGCACACUAUAAAAAUUGGAAUAUUACAGUUUAAAGAUAGUUUUAAAUUCAGGACAGGGGCAUUUUGUAAGUGUGUGAUGCAGUAUUGCAGUUGGUGAUGAUUUGUCUGUUUGUCUCUGUACCUGGGUCAUUGAGUGGACUACCAUUCUACCAGUCUUUACGCAGAACACUGAAGCUACAGUGCGGUUGAAAUGAACAUAUUGUACUUCUCUUUAUAGACAAUGACGCAAAAAGUUGGAAAUGUAUAUAUUACCGAAUGCAUUGAAAGCAUUUAUAUUUAUUUGUUUGUCUCCUUGAUUAACUGGCUGAUUACUUUUUGGAUUCUGCCGUGAUGCAUUUUGAAUUGGGACGUGCAAGUCUGCUAUGAUUUAGAUGUAGUUUGUGCCAUUUGGUGUCCCACUCUUCUGAUCCCCUAAUUGUUGAUUCUAUUAACUGUACACAUCCAUGACACAUUUUAGUGUUUAUUUCAACUUGUGAAGAACUUGAAAUACAAUAUUUAUGUAAUUGGUAACAGAAUACAUAAUUAUUAACCUUGUUAUAUGGCACUCAUUUGUAACUAAUAUUAGACAACAUUGCUUGCCAUGUAUGAUGUUAUUUUGCCCUUGUGUCUUUUUAUGUUUUAGUGUGAAAAAGAUUAGAUUGAUUGAAACAGCAAAGCAAAAACUAAGGACAUGUAUGAUAGAGGUGAUACUAAUUUUACUAUAGGUUUCUGAAAGCACCCCCAUCAGCUACUUCUGUAUAGAGCUGAAAAGCCCUAUACCCUAUCAUACCUGUGACAACAGCAAUUCUCAUAUAGAUACAACAAUACCAAGGUAAACAGACAUUUGUCUAUUAAGUCCUUACACUUUUGAUUAGAUGUCCCAAGUUUUUGCACCAGUGCAAGUCUUGUACUUGUAUUUUUGUCCAACAUUAAAUAAAGGAAUGCAUAUAUUGGAAAAAAUGCUGUAAGAGGUAGAUUGAAGCAGGAAGCUGUUAAAUCAUUAUUGUCCAUGAAAAGCAGUUUUGUGUUAGGGUGAUGUUUCUAGUGUUUAUUUGCUCUUUAUAAAAGGGUGAAAAGUGUGUGUCUGUUCAAAAGCUUCUAUAAAUCUGUCAAUUUAAAUCCAAGUAAUGGCCUUGGAUUAGACAAAACAUUUCAAUUGAGAAUAUCUACAGAAUUACAUGUCCCAUAAGGAUGCAUUUUCAUAUUUAAUUGCUGUUGGUUUAGGUUAUUCAUAAAAUAACUAACAGAUUUUUUGAAAAUACUAUGCUAAAACAAAAGGGUGAUAUAUUAAAAGAGAAACAAACAAACAAAAAAUAUUUCAGUGUUACCUUUUGACAAUUAAAGAUUUAUAACUGCU